GAAAACCGUCAAGUUACACAUAAAACAUAAUAAGCUACGUACCUACAUUAGGUACCCAUACACCUCAAGUAAGACCAGCCCCACUGGCUAACGGAUACCGGCUUUUGCGCUUAGCGUAGGUAGAUCUUCAGCUUCGGAUUUGAGGCUAAGUUAGCUUAGAUACUAAGCUUAGAUACUACCUAAUAAGGCACCUAACCUACAACAAUUUCUACGAAUAAACAACACCUGGUCGACUAGGUGCGAUUUCGUGCCUGAGGACGACAUCAUCACUUUACCGAAAUAAACCCGAUUUCGACCCAAGCGACGAAAAAUCAUGUCCUCCCAACAGCAGAGCCAACCGAAAAUCACCUCCAAGAACCUCGCCUACUCGAGCGACCUGCCCCCCUUCCUAGCCAAGCUCCGCGGCCAACAGCAGCAGCAGCAGCGCGAUCCCGACUCCCCGGACCCUAUCCUAGCCGCGCGACGACGGGCAGCCCGGCCGCGGUCCGCCAGCGAGGAGGCCGAGGACGCGCCGCUCGUCGUCGACGAAGCGGGCAACACCGUCGCUUUCCCGUCCGGCGCCGACGUAGAUGCUCCUGCGGAGAGGGGAGACGAUAACGUAGACGGGAAGAACGAUGCGGGCGCGGGCGCGGAUACGGGUGCAAAGAAUGGUAAAGAAGAGAGGGAAAAGGAGAAAGUAGCUGGGAUUGGUGCGGGUAGGAAACGCAAGGUAGGACGGGUGGUUGGCGGUGACACCGAGGGAGACAGCCCGUCGGUGAAGAGUGGUGGUGAUAAAUCUGCCACCGACAGCAAAUGGGGAACGAGGCAGACCAAGAAGAAAGCCAAGAAGAUCAAGCUCAGCUUCAAUGACGACGGAGACUGAAAAGCAGGCGAAAAGUCUGGAUGUGCCAGAUUAUUGGUAUAUCAUUAGGUACCCACCACAGCCCCCGGGUUUGAAUAUUUGCCGAAGAGCAUGGACGCGCCGGCAGACCAGCCUCUUUCGUUGCAUAGCCCGUUUCAAGCUCUUUAGCCACCGCCCCCGACGAGACGUGGCCGAAUAGCCGUCAUUAAUAGUGAGACAAGGUCUCACAGCCAACAAGUGGCAAGGGGUAUUGCGUACUUCGGGGCGAUGGUUAGUUUUAGAGAGGGGGAGGGGGUUUGAACAACCCCUCGUUUAUUAGGAAGGCGAAUAGAUCGAUACAAGAUCUAGCUCUAGACAGAGCCGAUGCUUUACGACGACACCUCAAAAUCAUCAUUACAUGGUCUUGGCUGUUUGUGAUCCUUCGGGAUCAAUUAGGACUUAAUGUUAACCGUCCAAUAAUAAUAGCUAU
Molecule: messenger RNA, 1310 nt
Organism: Daldinia caldariorum
Lineage: Eukaryota; Fungi; Ascomycota; Sordariomycetes; Xylariales; Hypoxylaceae
Exons: 1
Coding region: 314-862 (182 amino acids)
Source: RefSeq, a predicted model, not a curated record